AUGGCUGCUGUCCACUGGCCCGAAGAUGAAUACCAGGAAACAGAAAUAGAAGCUUCCACCGAGCCACAAACAUCUUCCUCGCCCCCGCCAGCAGCGCCUUUGCAGACUAUCCCGGUACAUUCUUCCCUUCAGCGAAGGGAUGCUCCCGACACUGAAGGUACCCGAGUACCAUCAUCAUCCUUAGAGCAAUAUAGCACCUUGGCACGGAUGGCUGCUGUCCACUGGCCCGAAGAUGAAUGCCAGGAGACGGAACGCGAAGCUUCUGCUGAGCGACAAACAUCUUCUUCGCCCCCGCCAGCAGCUCCUUUGCAGACUAUCCCGGUAAAUUCUUCCCUUGAGCGAAGGGAUGCUCCAGAAACUGAAGGCCCCCGAGCACCAGAAUCAUCCUUAGAGCAAUUAAAUGCCCCCCCUGCCGAACCGACCCGACUCCCUUCAUCUUUCCUUACGCGUUGCAACGAGGCUUGUAUUGCCGACAGAGAGCAGCGAGCUGCAGGAAGUAGUACAAAGCGGCAAACGCUCCCUCAUGUCGACUGGGAAGCAAAGAUUUCAAUGUUAAACGAAAUUUGCGCUGAAGAAUCGCCAUCUACUCGCGCCGGAGGACCCCGCCACCCACGGAUCCACACCCUGAUCGGCCAAGAAGACUUGAUUCCUCCGCCACGACGAGGAACCCCUGCCACACCGGCUGAAAACUCUCAAUGGAGGUUCAACAGGAGGCUUCCACUCAUCUCACCUCGACCGCCAAGCAGCCCAAUCGGGCCAGUCCGUCGAGAGAGGACGCGCUGUCCUCGAGAUGACCCCUACGCCGCGAGCAGCCGUACCCGAGCCAGGGGACCAUAG
Puccinia triticina is the source of this 837-nucleotide messenger RNA. RefSeq lists its product as uncharacterized. The record is from RefSeq and is a predicted model, not a curated record. The transcript has a single exon. NCBI's taxonomy places the organism in Eukaryota, Fungi, Basidiomycota, Pucciniomycetes, Pucciniales, Pucciniaceae. Bases 1 to 837 code for a protein of 278 amino acids.